GAAAAGCAGAGGCAUCUAUAUCUAUCACUCUUCCAGUUGCAGUGAUUCGACUCUUUCAUCUCUGUGUUGUUGGACUGAGAAAGCUAUAUAUAUUCAGAGAGAGAGAAAAAAAAAAUAAAAAUAAAGUUUGUGUCUUUGUGUUGUUUUUCUUUUGGGUGUGUGUCUAUAAGAAAGAAAAAAAUGCAGCAGCACCUGAUGCAGAUGCAGCCCAUGAUGGCAGCCUAUUAUCCCAACAAUGUCACUACUGAUCAUAUUCAACAGUAUCUGGAUGAGAACAAGUCGUUGAUUUUGAAGAUUGUUGAGAGCCAGAAUUCAGGAAAACUGAGCGAGUGUGCUGAGAACCAAGCGAGGUUGCAGCGAAACCUGAUGUACUUAGCUGCUAUUGCUGAUUCUCAACCGCAACCACCUACUACUAUGCAUCCCCAGUUUGCUUCCAGCGGCAUAAUGCAGCCUGGAGCACACUACCUGCAACACCAACAAACCCAGCAGAUGACACCACAAUCACUCGUGGCUGCACGUUCAUCGAUGUUGUACAGCCAGCAGCCAUAUUCUGCAUUGCAACAACAAGCCCUGCACAGCCAGCUUGGCAUGAGCUCAGGUGGAAGCACGGGACUUCACAUGCUGCCAACUGAAGCUAGUACUGCUGGAGGGAGUGGAACACUUGGGGCAGCUGGCGGGUUUCCUGAUUUUGGCCGUGGAUCUACUGGGGAAGGAUUGCAUGCAGGUGGAAGAGGACUAGCGGGUGGGAGCAAGCAAGAUGUUGGGAGUGCUGGGACUGCUGAAGUUCGAGCAGGAAAUUCUGGAACAGGCGAUGGGGGUGAAGCCCUUUACUUAAAGGGGGCCGACGAUGGGAAUUGACUGGUAAGAAUGAUCACAAAAUGGUUAAUUAACGUCAGAAAUUAGGAGAGAGUCUAGUCAGGGAGAUGAAUUUAGCAGAAAAUAUGUGAAAAACUCUUGCUGCCUAAACAACUUUUUAUUUGAUGUUUACAACAAUGGUGAGGUUUAAACCUUAAACCAUUAGCUUGUUUGGUUUUUAAGUUGUGAGACAAUGCAAUCUUGUGGUAGCAGUGUAUCUGUAUCAUGUAUAUUUGUAGGUUAUAUUUUCAGGUC
Molecule: messenger RNA, 1110 nt
Organism: Carica papaya (papaya)
Lineage: Eukaryota; Viridiplantae; Streptophyta; Magnoliopsida; Brassicales; Caricaceae
Gene: AN3
Product: SSXT family protein
Source: RefSeq, a predicted model, not a curated record